Daldinia decipiens is the source of this 1363-nucleotide messenger RNA. RefSeq lists its product as uncharacterized. The coding region runs from base 322 to 1191 and encodes 289 amino acids. The transcript has a single exon. Lineage: Eukaryota; Fungi; Ascomycota; Sordariomycetes; Xylariales; Hypoxylaceae. The record is from RefSeq and is a predicted model, not a curated record.
CAGCCUGCCUCUGUCGUUUUCCUUUUCCUCUCUUUCUUCUUCAGCAAGCACUCAAACACCAAAAGCUAGUUUCUAGUUUCUUCUAAUCCCUUUUUUUCUUCUUUUUUUCUUCUGCCUUUCUAAUACACAAGAGCUGUGCUCUUACAACUUAAUACCCAAAAACGAGAAAAUCUAUACACAACAGUAGUUGCCGGCCAACUAUACCCCUAAUUCACUACCGCUAAACCCCCUAAUAGAACGAGAAUCUAGCUUUUACUUGCUCAAAAAGCCCCUUGAAAUUUUUUAAGAAACGACAAUUUUUGCAAUAGCAUAUUAAUCACAAUGUCGACCAUCCAACUGUCAUUCUCUCUUCGCGUUUCUUCUGGCAUCAAGUCCGUUCAUCUGCUCGGUUCUUGGGAUAACUACGUUGGCCAGAUCCCCCUUUCCAAGGACAAGACCUCCAGCAAAUCAGGUUCGUGGAAGGGCACUUUCCGAUUUCAGGGCAAUCUCGAGGCUGGCCAGCGAUACUGGUACUACUACAUCAUCGAUGGAUACCACAUCUCGCACAACCCCAGUGAGCCGUCGACCGUCGAGCCCACUACCGGUCGAGAAUUAAACAUCCUUGACGUGCCCAAGUCCGGCAAGUCUUCAUCAUCAAAGUCCCACAGCUCCAGCAAGAGCUCGUCCAAGCACACAUCAUCUUCGUCAUCAUCCAAGGACAAGCACCGGUCUUCCAAGCGCCCUUCUUCCCUUGACAUUCCUAAGGGCCGACCCCUCUCCGUCUCGCAGAUCGUGGCUCCCAAGCCCAUGUCUCCCCACGCCACCCGUCACAUCCUAGAUGCUGACUACUGCGACGACGAGACCAUCGAGGAACUUACCGCACGCUUCGGCAGCGCCGGUUUCGACGAGGAGGACAUUGUCACAGACUUCUCCAGCUCUCCCGUCUCCUCAUCCGGUUCCAGCCUGUCCUACCGCUCUGACAGCUCAUCGCCAAGCUCAUCGCUUUCCGGUUACAGCACACCCGCCUCAGACUGCAGCAACUGCACUUGCGAACGAUACGGUAUUACUCGCAAGGGCGACCGCGUUAAGAUCGACUGUGGCGGUACCCGAUGCGGCUUCAGUGACGAUGAUUCCUCCUCUUGCUCCAGCGGCGACGAAGAAAACUACGUCCCGCGCAACUCCCGCCGAAACGGCAUUGUGGUACGCGCGUAAAGACUUGCACCCCUUGGGGGGUCCCACCAAGCAGCACAUAAUAAUACGCCAGAAGGCCGAAGAUACGAGAUAUCGAGGCUGUUCGUUCAUUAACGGGCACAGAGCGGCAAAUUUUCUCUUCGCUCUGCUCGUCCAGUUGUUCCAUUGCAUCAGCACGGGUUUUUUUUUUUUU